AUGGCCAAGAAGCUGUUGGUUAAGCUCGGUGAGGUCCAGCAUAUCCUGACUGAGCGGGACAUUCUGAGAACCUCCAAGUCGCCGUGGCUGGUCAAGCUGCUGUACUCGUUCCAGGACCAGCAGUUCCUGUACCUGGCGAUGGAAUAUGUGCCUGGCGGUGACGUGCGCACGCUGCUGAACCAGAACGGCAUCCUGCGUCACCACAUUGCGCGCUUCUACAUUGCCGAGAUGAUGGUGGCCGUGGCCGCCCUGCACUCGUUCGGGUACUUCCACCGCGACCUGAAGCCCGAGAACUACAUCAUCGAUGCUUCUGGCCACGUCAAGCUGACCGACUUUGGCCUGUCGCAUGGCCACCUGAGCCGGCCCACACUCGAGGCGAUGAAGAAGAAGCUCGACAAGGUCAAGGACCAGGAAAUCAUCUACCACUCGUCGAGCGAGAAGCGCAGCUUUUACAAGGUCAUGCGCCAAGACGACAUGCCGCGCGCCUACUCGAUCGUCGGCUCGCCCGACUACAUGGCACCCGAGAUCCUAAAAAGAAGCAGCAGCACAAGCCCAGCGACAAUUCGCCGUUUGCACGUCUCGACGACACAACCAUCGGCUAUGACCUGCGCGUCGACUACUGGUCCUCUGGGCUGCAUUCUGUACGAGUUCCUGGCCAGCUAUGCCCCGUUUACUGGCCCUGUCCCUGACGACGUCUGGCGCAACGUCUACCACUGGACCAAGGCCUUCCAGCGGCCCGAGUUUGAAUCCCAGGAGGCCGCGGAGAACAUGACGGCCGAGGCCUGGGACCUGAUCUCACAGCUGAUCGCCCACCGUGAUAAGCGCCUGAGCUCCAUCAAUGAGGCCAAGGUCCACCCCUACUUCCAGGGCAUGGAUCUGCUGCAUUUGCGCGAGACCGAGCGCCCGCCAUUUGUGCCCGAGCUGCAGUCCGAGACCGACAAGGCCUACUUUGACGAUUUCUCCAACCCGAACGACAUGGAGCUGUACCGCGAUGUAUACAACAAACGGAAGGAGCUGGACUCGCUGGUUGGCGAUGGCGACACAACCGCCAGAACCGCUUUGUCUGAGCGCACUAUAUCUGCUCCUUCCCGCACAUAA
This is a messenger RNA of Linderina pennispora, 1098 nucleotides long. RefSeq names its product kinase-like protein. NCBI's taxonomy places the organism in Eukaryota, Fungi, Kickxellomycota, Kickxellomycetes, Kickxellales, Kickxellaceae. Gene Ontology annotation, cellular component: spindle pole body. The transcript is spliced from 3 exons. Bases 1 to 1098 code for a protein of 365 amino acids. Gene Ontology annotation, biological process: intracellular signal transduction; peptidyl-serine phosphorylation. The record is from RefSeq and is a predicted model, not a curated record. Gene Ontology annotation, molecular function: ATP binding; protein serine/threonine kinase activity.